Athene cunicularia (burrowing owl) is the source of this 3035-nucleotide messenger RNA. RefSeq names its product tRNA methyltransferase 44 homolog (gene TRMT44). Gene Ontology annotation, biological process: tRNA methylation. The record is from RefSeq and is a predicted model, not a curated record. Gene Ontology annotation, molecular function: tRNA (uridine) methyltransferase activity; metal ion binding. NCBI's taxonomy places the organism in Eukaryota, Metazoa, Chordata, Aves, Strigiformes, Strigidae. The transcript has 11 exons. Bases 1 to 1623 code for a protein of 540 amino acids.
AUGGAAGAUGCAGUUUUGGAAAAAGCAUAUGUUUUCAAUGGAACUGUGACCUUUCUGCCUUUGGAGGAAAACAGUGAAGGAAAAUACCAGAUUAAAAAGUGCAAUAUUUAUCAAAUUCAACUUAAACACAUAAAAGGGGAAGAAUGGUCUGUGUCUAUUCUAGUUCCAUAUCCAGAAGAUUGGUUUUCAGAUGGAAUUGCAUACCCCAAGCUAGCAUGGCUUGGAAAUGAACUUCUGUCCAAACUAGCUAAAUGGUCUGUGGAGCAAAAGCCCAGUGAAUUUAAAAGUACACUCUCACUCAUUUCUGUAGCGAAAUACAGCAAGGUUUAUCAAGACCUUAAAAACAAAUACAAAGAUAUGGUAAAGUCUGCACUGGCAAGGGCUCCAGCCAGACAACCCAAGAAACAGAAGGCAAAGUGGGAAGAAGAGAGAAAGGAGAAAGGGUUGACCAAGAAACAGUCAUUUGUAGAUCUUGGAUGUGGAAAUGGUCUACUGGUUCAUAUUCUGAACAAUGAAGGGCAUUCAGGUAGAGGAAUUGAUGUAAGGAGAAGAAAAAUAUGGGACAUGUAUGGACCGGAAACUCAUUUAGAGGAAUCUACCAUCGUGCCAGGUGACAGUCAUCUCUUUCCAGAUACUGACUGGCUCAUAGGAAACCAUUCAGAUGAAUUAACACCAUGGAUACCUGUAAUUGCAGCUAGGUCUUCCUAUUCAUGUUGCUACUUUGUGCUGCCAUGUUGCUUCUUUGAUUUCCAUGGAAAAUACAGCCGAAGACAAAGCAAGAAAACUCAGUACAGAGAAUAUCUUGAUUUUGUUGCCCAAGUGGGAUUUGUAUGCGGCUUUCAUGUGGAAGAAGACUGUCUUAGGAUUCCAUCUACAAAAAGGGUAAGCCUUAUUGGAAAAAAAAGGACCUAUCCACCCACUGAAUGUUCUCUGAUUGACAAGCAGAUAACACAAUAUAUUAAUAAUCGUCAGACCUGUGCUGUGGUCACGUGUGACAGAAGAGUUGGAUUUAAUCAUAAGGACCACUCUGAUGGUGUAUAUGAAGAAGCAGGUUCAGAACUUUGGGAAAAUGAGACUGAGACUGCUGGAACAACUUGGAUGCCUGGAUUUCAACCUAGAGAAAAAGUAGAACAAAUUAGAAAUUGUGCUUCCCUCCCUCGUGAUUUUGUAGAUGAUGUGGUUCUCAGUGUGGCAAACUUGCUGUUAAAUGCAACCCCCCAGAAAUCAUGUUCUAAUACACACGCUGGAAAUACAAAUACCUGGAAUCAAGGAGAAAGCCUUUCCUUGAAAGAAGUAGCAGAACACUUAAAUAAAGAGACAUUAAAAAGGCUAAAGAGUGAAUGUGGAGGCCUGCAGACACUGCUCAAGAACAAUCAUCAAGUAUUUGAAGUUCUAAAUGGGAGAGUUCAUAUUCGUGACUGGAGAAAAGAGAAACCAUCAAGGAAAACUAAGCCUGAAGUGAAACGCCGCCUUUCAGCUGAAGCAUUUAAAACACGUCUCUGUUGGUUUUUCAUUCAUCAUCCUGAUGGUUGUUCUUUGCCUUCUGAAUCUUGCCCAUAUGCUCAUGGGACUGAGGAACUAAGGCAGUCUCAGAUUAUUAAAAAGAAAAAACAUACACAGUAAUAAAAUGCUGCCACUUACGUUUAAGCUUGUGUACAUAACUGAAUCUGUGAUUGACUUUGGGACUGCCUAGUACAUGAAGAUCUGUACAAUAUAGAGGGGUUUUCUUCAUUCAUUCCUAUGCAUUUUAUUUUCUGGUUGUUUACAAGUUCUCCUGUAUUUUUAAUUCUUUAAUUUCUUUAUUAAUGUGGAAAAGGUGUAGUAAAGUAUGUAUAUGCUUUUGGGUUUUGUCAUGACUUGUCUAACGUUCAUUUGUGUUAGUAGAAAAGUUAAAAAACUUAAUUUCCUAGGACACUCUUCAUGAUCUUUGAUCAAAUCAAAUGUACAUGAUGCAGCAUUUUCAAAACCCUGAAAAUCAGCUGUUUUGUUCCAAAUUUUCCAGGAGGAUUUAUGGUUUCUUAUGACUCACAGUGGCUCUUGGAAUUCAGAAAUUGGAGGUAUUUCACUCUUUCCUGACCUGACAACUUUUACUCCAUGUUACUAUGGAGUAAUACUACUUAUUACCUUUCCUUUCUUGGCCAUACACUGCUCCUCCUUUCCUUCCUUUUCGUACUGAUUCAAAAUGAGCAUUGGUUUGAAGAAUAACUUUCGUGGAAGUUACUGUGGGAGUCUUUGCAUGUAGCCCUUUUUAUGGCUCUGGGCCAUACUCUCUUUUCCCUUGUUUUUAAAGUAUAGAGUAACAGUGGAAAAUGUAUUUAAUAAUCAGAAUGGUAGGGUUUCUGGUUAUUGGAUAACAAAGCAAUGACUUAGCACCUUGAGCAGGUUAUGAUUUUCUUUGGUAGAAUAUUAUUUUCUUUAAAAUGUUUAACUUCUAAAGUUAAAUGUGCAUCUAAAGGAGGGCAACAGCUGAUAAAGAGUCUAGAGCAUAAGUCUUAUGAGGAGAAGCUGAGGGAAACUAGGGUUGUUUAGUCUGCAGAAAAAGGAGGCUGAGGGGAGACCUUAUCAUUCUACAACUGCCUGGAAGGAGGUUGUAGCAAGGUGGGUGUUGCUCUCUCCUCCCAAUUAACAAGUGAGAGGAAAUGGCCUCAAGUUGUGCUGGAGAGGUUUGGAUUGGAUAUUAGGAAAAAGUCCUUUACUCAAAGAGUUAUCAAGCACUGGAACAGGCCGCCCAGGGAAAUGGUGGGAGGAGUCACCAUCCCUGGAGGUAUUCAAAAUAUGUGUUGAGGUGGUGCUUAAGGACAUGGUUUAGUGGCAGAUUUGGCACAUUGUCCUAGUGUCAUGAUUCGUAUCUGUCAGCUGGUAAGCAUGUGUAAAGUUCAGUAUCUGCUGCACAAGCUCUGAGACAAGGAAUAAUGUUGGUUCUGGCCUAGUUUGUAUACUGAUAGUAUGAAAAUCUUUUGUGAUGUACUGAGACAAGACUUUGAUUCUAAACCCUACUGAUAAAAGGGCAAGAUUUAGGAAAAAAAAAUAAAAAU